Messenger RNA from Cynara cardunculus var. scolymus (artichoke), 3654 nucleotides. Its product is annotated as villin-2. The record is from RefSeq and is a predicted model, not a curated record. The coding region runs from base 430 to 3273 and encodes 947 amino acids. Gene Ontology annotation, molecular function: actin filament binding. Gene Ontology annotation, biological process: actin filament severing; cytoskeleton organization. The transcript is spliced from 23 exons. NCBI's taxonomy places the organism in Eukaryota, Viridiplantae, Streptophyta, Magnoliopsida, Asterales, Asteraceae.
GUCAUCGGAUCUUUGCUUCAAAUUCAACUUUUCUUUCCUUCCUAAGUAUAUACGCCCUUUCAAUCGCCAUUUCUGUAUUCAUACCCAAGAACACCAAGCUUUUCUUCAUCUCUCAUAAAGUUGGAGAGAGAAAACCCCACCUCAAAAGCAAAGAAAAAAAAAAAGAAAGGAAAUUCAGAAAACAACCCAUAAAACCAAUUAUUAACUUUCUUUUUAGUACUCUUUCUUCUUUCUCUCUCUAUAAUAUACUUUGCCAGCUCCGUUUUGGUCUUCCUGUCCUUCUGCCGUUUCUUCUCUCUAAAACCCACUUCAUCAUACUCUUUUUGAAGCCAGAAGCAAUCGAGAUCUGAACCCAGUGACUUAUCAAUAGAGAUUGCAUUGUGGGAUACUGUUCUUGUUUAAACAGUAAACAAGCUAGGACUUUGCACCAUGUCUGGCUCGGCAAAAGCUCUGGAACCGGCAUUCCAAGGAGUGGGUCAGAGGGUAGGGACUGAAAUAUGGAGAAUUGAGAACUUUCAGCCAGUACCUUUGCCGAAAUCUAGUUAUGGUAGAUUUUACUCUGGUGAUUCAUACAUUGUAUUGCAGACUACUUCUGGUAAGGGAGGUGCAUAUUUGUACGACAUUCAUUUCUGGUUGGGAAAAGAUACCAGCCAGGAUGAAGCUGGGACAGCAGCAAUAAAAACCGUUGAGCUUGAUGCAAUUCUUGGUGGCCGUGCAGUGCAGCAUAGGGAGCCUCAAGGUUAUGAAUCUGAUAAAUUUUUAUCCUACUUUAAACCAUGUAUUAUACCACUAGAGGGAGGUGUUGUAUCUGGGUUUAAGGAAACCGAGGAAGAAGAGUUUCAAACACGAUUAUACACAUGCAAAGGAAAACGAGUUGUCAGAUUAAAGCAGGUCCCUUUUUCUCGAUCCACGCUGAAUCAUGAUGAUGUCUUUAUCUUGGACACUAAAGAUAAGAUUUUUCAAUUCAAUGGGGCAAACUCGAAUAUACAAGAAAGGGCUAAAGCAUUGGAAGUUAUUCAGUUUUUAAAGGAUAAAUAUCAUGAGGGGACAUGCGAUGUUGCAAUCGUUGAUGAUGGAAAGCUACAAGCGGAGGGUGACUCUGGUGAAUUCUGGGUCAUUUUUGGUGGGUUUGCUCCCAUUGGCAAGAAGGUUGCAAGUGAAGACGAUAUAAUUCCAGAAAAGACUCCUCCAAAGCUUUAUUGCAUUUCUGAAGGUCAGGUGAAGGAUGUAGAAGGUGAACUUUCAAAAUCGCUUUUGGAGAACAGCAAAUGUUAUCUAUUGGACUGUGGUGCAGAGGUGUUUGUUUGGGUUAGCAGAGUAACACAAGUAGAGGAAAGAAAAGCUGCCAUGCAAACUGCUGAGGAGUUCAUCAUCAGCCAGAACCGGGCCAAGUCAACUCGUGUAACUCGACUUAUUCAAGGUUACGAGACUUAUUCAUUUAAGUCCAACUUUGAGUCCUGGCCAUCAGGUUCAGCACCUUCUGCUCCUGAGGAGGGUAGAGGAAAAGUUGCAGCUCUGCUGAAGCAACAAGGCGUUGGCCUUAAAGGGCUGGCAAAGAGCUCUACUGCAACUGAGGAAGUCCCACCUUUGCUUGAAGAAAAUGGAAAAAUCGAGGUGUGGCGGAUUAAUGGCAGUGCUAAGACACCAGUAUCUAAGGAGGACAUUGGUAAAUUUUACAGUGGAGAUUGCUAUAUUGUCCUUUACACUUACCAUUCUAGUGAAAAGAAAGAAGACUACUACCUGUGCUGUUGGAUUGGCAAAGAUAGCAUCGAGGAGGAUCAAAAUAUGGCUUCUCGGCUAGCUACAACAAUGUUCAAUUCACUGAAGGGAAGACCAGUCCAGGGUCGUAUAUAUCAAGGGAAAGAGCCACCACAGUUUGUUGCCAUCUUUCAGCCUAUGGUUGUGUUGAAGGGUGGAUUGAGCUCUGGUUAUAAAAACUACAUUGCAGACAAAGGAUUGAAUGAUGAAACCUACAGUUCAGAUGGUGUGGCGCUCAUUCAGAUAUCAGGAACUUCGGUGCAUAAUAAUAAAGCCGUUCAAGUAGAUGCGGUCGCAACCUCAUUAAAUACCUAUGAAUGCUUUCUUCUUCAAUCUGGUUCAUCAUUGUUCACCUGGCAUGGAAACCAGAGUACUGUUGAGCAGCACAACAUAGCUGCAAAAAUUGCUGAAUUUCUGAAGCCUGGCGCCAAUGUGAAAUUUGCUAAAGAAGGAACAGAGAACUCAACUUUCUGGUUUGCACUUGGAGGGAAACAAAGUUACACAAGCAAAAAACUAGCACAGGAAGCUGUCAGAGAUCCCCAUCUGUUUGCAUUCUCAUUCUCUAAAGGAAAGUUUGAGAUUGAGGAAGUCUACAAUUUUUCACAAGAUGAUCUGUUGACAGAGGAUAUCUUAAUAUUAGAUACACAUGCUGAGGUGUUUGUCUGGGUUGGUCAGUCGGUAGACUCCAAGGAAAAACAAAAUGUUUUUGAAAUUGGCCAGAAAUACAUAGAGUUGGCUGCAUCUCUGGAUGGGCUAUCUCCAUGUGUGCCCUUAUACAGAGUGACAGAAGGAAACGAGCCUAGCUUCUUCACAACAUUUUUCUCAUGGGAUACUGCAAAAGCUAAUGCUCAAGGAAACUCAUUUCAAAAGAAGGUUAUGCUACUGUUUGGGUUUGGGGGCAGCCAUGCAGGAGAGAGCCAAGAUAAGUCCAACGGAAAUCAGGGUGGGCCAACUCAAAGAGCUUCAGCCUUGGCAGCCUUGAACUCUGCUUUUAAAUCAUCACCAACUGCCAAAUCUUCAGCUUCUCCAAAGGUACCGAGCCGGGGAUCUCAGAGAGCAGCUGCAGUUGCUGCUUUAUCUUCGGUUCUUACUGCCGAAAAGAAGGGAUCAUCUGACGCUUCUCCUGUCCGACCCAGUAGGAGUCCGCCAUCUGAAGGUGGCUCACCUGCUAUCGCGAAGAGUGAAGAACCUUCUGAUGGUUUGGAGAGUAACGAAGGUUCGGAAGCUGGCACAGGGACAUUUGAGGUAAUUCAAGAGACCAAUGGAGAAGAUUCGGCACCAAAGUCAACAACAGAUGAAAACGAAUGUGUUAGUGUAGACAGUCAGAGCACUUUCAGUUAUGAACAACUGAGGGCUAAAUCCGAGAACCCAGUUACAGGAAUUGACUUCAAGAGAAGAGAGGCUUAUCUUUCUGGCGAAGAAUUUGAGGCUGUACUUGGGAUGACGAAAGAAGCAUUCUACAAAAUACCGAAAUGGAAGCAAGACAUGAUGAAGAAGAAAGUUGAUCUGUUCUAGUAGCUACGAAUUGAUAGAUAUAUUCUUUCAAUUCUUAGUUUCUUCUCUUGUCAUUGUGUUGUGAUGAUGAUGAUUAUAGGAGUUAAGUUAGUAUGGGGUCGGGUCUGAGUAAAGAGUGAUUUUUUUGACUCUCUUUUUGCUGCUGCUGGUUUUACGUUACGCUAUGUCCAUCCAUGCAUCUAUCCGUCCGAUUGUUGGUGGGUUGGUUUGGAUGGACGGAUGGGGUUGUUAGAUUUGGUUGGUAUGUGGGCUUGAGUGAGUGAGUUUGUUUGUGCUAUUUAUUUAUUGUUGGGAAAUGAAGACUGUAAUUAAAUGUCAUGUGUUUGUAUUUCAACUCACAUAUUUAGGUUGAAAAGAGCUUGAUGAUGUUUGCUAUUUUCA